Messenger RNA from Lachancea mirantina, 3369 nucleotides. The record is from the annotation of a GenBank genome assembly. Lineage: Eukaryota; Fungi; Ascomycota; Saccharomycetes; Saccharomycetales; Saccharomycetaceae.
AUGAAGGAUUCUAAACCUUUACCCACGCCACCUGACCCUAAUGAUGCGAAUAAAUCUCUGGAGAGAUCACCUCAGAGAGCAUCUACAGACGGAAACGAGGAAGAGUUCGAAUUCUUUCAUGAGUUUACAAGAGAAAAAGUAAAGGAUUUGAUCCACAACAUUACGCUCGAGAUCAAGGCCAGAGGCAGAGAUAUCGAGUACUUAUUGCUGCCUUUCAGGCCGCAACAGUCAAAUGAAAAGCUUUUGAAGUUUCUGAAUCAAAUAUUCCCACUGGGGAACGGAACCGCGAUACCUGCUGAAAAACAGAAAAGGUUAAUUCAACGCACUGAACCUUGGACCCUCUACCAAGCGUUGAAGUAUAUCUGGUGCCGACUGCCGAGCGAAGAGGUCAUUGGAUGGAAUGCAUUUGAUACAUUCUCGGCGCUUGAAAACGAAAACGGGUAUCCUCCUCGAGCGUUUCUGGAUUUCAUGCCAAAAUGUCUUUCCUCCCCCGAGCACGCCUCUAUUGUGUACGACUUCUUCGACCUUAUUGUGGCAAUUGCGUCCAAUUCGAAAAACAACAAAAUGAGCGCCCGCAAGAUCUCAAAGAUGUUUGCAAUCUGGGGGUUUGGUCGAAAAGUGGCGGGAUCAGGUUACUACGGCUUUGAUCACCAAUCUGAACCGUCCAAAAUCAGUAAUUCGUUUCGCGAUGGCUUAGAUCAAUGGAUCCCGGCAUCUGACGCUAUGUUUCAUCUUUUACUUGCGUUCAUCAGAAGCUUUGUCCCAGAUGAUUUGGAGACGGCGGACAUCCCACUGACACUGAAAAAUGUUUUAUUCAAUAACGAGUACCCGCCUAAAGGUUCAACCGCUUACUCUUCAGACACAAUCCUUACGGUGCCCAUUGUCAGUCUUAUGACGCACGAGUUUUCCAGAAAACCAUGGCAGUUGAUUGAAAGGUGCAACGAGCUUCUUGAUUUCACUAAUUACGAUGCUUUUGAAGCACGCGAGGACUACGCCUUACUAAAGUCUCUGUUCAAAAAAAACCGCAAUAUCGAGGUUAUUAGCCAUAAGAUGUCACAAGAAUCGAAGAGACUCAUGAAAGAGAUGUCAACCAAACAUUCAACUUUCCAAGCUGGUUGGGCGAAAAGAAGGUGCGUGAAAUCCAUGUCCGAAAAGCGGACGAGUUUUGUCGAAGUCAAGCGCGUCGAAAUUGAUGAUUACUUCAUUUGGGCUUGGCUCUCCACCCUUUCAUACGAACAAACUUCGGAGAAGCGUAAAACUUUUGGAAGAUCUUUGAUAUUAGAAUUCGAAUUUGAUGGUUUUAAAAAAUGGGUCAUUCUUGAGGAAUGUGACUUGAUCUUGAAUGCUCAGAAAUGCAAAAAAAUGGAUGAUUUGAAGUUUGUGGAGGAAUCAAAAACAUCUUACGACGUGGAAACUCAUUCUCAAGAAGUCUCGCGGGACGUAGCUUCCAACUUUCAAUCGCGACCUUACGUUAGUCAAUCCGGCCCAGAAGUCAAACAUGAGGCUCCAGCUGGCUACCACACAGUCAUAAACCCACAGCAUUUUAAUAAAGAGAAAACCAAACCCAAUGUUAAUUUGCAAAUAAUUGAACAAAAAUUCUCCAAAUGGAAUCCACUGCAUUCGAGGAAGAAAAAUGGCAAUCGGAGUUCUUCAGGAAGUACUUCUCAAUCAUCGAAAGGAUCUAAAGACACUACUGAUUCAUCUAAGACCGAUGAGACGAGAACCAAAAAUACCUCAGAGAAACAGGCGACAAAGAAAAAUAGCAGUCGCAUACUCAGUCAGUACAGCAUUCUCAAUCCUGAUAACUUCAAGCUGCCACCUGUUGAGUCCGAAGAGUUUACCAUCAGCUUGCCCCAACUGAGCCCAGUCAAGUCGUAUAGCUCCGAAAGCGGACCCAAUGAUUAUCCCCAGAGGGCAGAAAAGCGUUCAAGUGACACUAUUGAGGACAUUAACAGAAUGGUCAACGAACUUGCCCAAGAAGCGUCGAAUAAAGAAAAAGAAUUGCCAAUUCCACCAGUGAACGAGGCGGAAGAGGAUGAAAGCGAAACUUUUGAAUCCUUGACCAUGUUUGACAAAUACAAACAGCGUCCUGAUUUCGACGAGGCCCCAGGAAAUUUGAACGAAAGUGCUGCCUCAAGUGUUGUUCAGCCUUUGAAGUUGAGCAACAAUGGAACCACAGAAUCUGUUCGCACCACUUCUCCUCUACCCUCUCCCGCUCCUACGACGGGUAUGGCGCUCUACCCAUAUUCUAGUAGUCACUCGCACGAAAACCGAGAGCCUUUGAGUGCAGCUGAGUCUACGAAUAGGCCUGCUCCCCGUGUUGAGCACAGUCAACAAUCUGUAGCACCAAUGACUGCGGAGGCCGAACAUAGGCCCACCGGAAAUCAUCAACAAACUGCGGCUCCAGUGACUUUAAACGAACAAAAGUACCGCCGAGAUCACCCACAACUUGUACAAAAUACCAGAAUUGAUGGACGUGCUCAAUUAGGAUGGAACGCUGGUAAUGGAAACGCAACAAAACAGGAUAUUCACAGUCAAGCAGUGGAAGUACCGCGAGUUUAUACUGCUCCUCAGGUGAUGCCACCGAGGGCUCGGUUCGAAGCUCGAAAUGUCGUACACUCACCGCCACAAACCUCGCAAUUCUCACGGGGUAUGGAAGAAAAUCCACCCCAAAGUAUGCAGGUUGAAUCGCAUAGGGAAGCUGCGAUGGGCCAAGUGCCUCACGACCGCAAUUCUGCUCAAGGGAGUGCAUUCAAACACCCGCCGAAUUUAGCAUACGCUCAAUCUGGCUCUCCCGCCAGCUCGCGACAGCCUCAAUUUGCCGCUCGCCCCCAAUUCUACAACUCCACAACACUCACUCCUCCUGGGGCUUCUCAAUUUUUGGCAAAUCCAUCUGGUCCUCUAGCCAAUGGCCCGCCCAACGCGUAUGCCAAUCCAAAUGGCCUAUCGUCUCCACCCACGAACCAGCUUUCAUAUUCGCCUAUCUUAACGGAAUCACACGCACCUCAUCAAAAUCUUACACCACCUGGUUUUGUCUCCCCCAGCUAUCGGCAACCGAUCCAUGGCAACUACCCAGCCCCACCUCCACCACAUGGCCAUUUCACAUCGCCCGCCGCCCCGCAACAUGGCCAUUUUGCCUCGCCUGCAGCUCCAAACAAUGGCUUCGUUUCACCGGAAAUACACAGUCCUCACAAUGGGAGAGAGACCAACUACCAGCAUAUAGCGAAACCUUACCAAACGCCUUCUACAGCAUUCUACAGCGCUCCUAAUCCGCCUGUUGGUAGCAAAUUGCACGGUGGAAACUUUACCAAAAACCAGGAGAGAAAGCGCCUUCACAACAACAUAAGAAAUGGCAAUUUUGGUAUUUGA